AUGAUCGGAUCUUCGGCUUCAAUUACUCCUUAUGCAGAUCCUUUAUUCCCGAUACGAUACUACAGACUCCCGUCCUCGAGUUUUCACUUUGCGGGGAGGAAAAGCUUAGGUGCGCCGGGACGGAACAAUGCGCGGUCAGAAAGACGAGCUGACGACAGAGAAAUCGACAAUGUGAAUGUGGUGGGGGACGCAGACGAAGAUAUUAGGGGUCCAUUGAAUAAGACCAUCUUGGCGGAAGACCAAUGGCAUUCCACCAGUGACCCUGAACGAAUAGACGACUUGAAGCCGGUUGAUGUACCUCCAGAUGGCGGAUAUGGCUGGGUUUGUGUCGCAUGCGUAUUCUUGAUCAAUGGGCAUACUUGGGGAGUGAACAGUUCCUAUGGGAUCUUCCUCGCCCAUUACUUAUCGAGCAAUACUUUUCCCGGCGCAACCUCACUUGAAUAUGCAUUUGUUGGUGGCCUAUCGAUUUCUUUGGCACUCUUCACAGCACCUGUAGCUACGAUAUGUACACGCAAAUUUGGAACACAAAUCACUCUAGCUAUCGGUAUUCUACUCGAAACAGCGGGACUUCUAGGGGCUUCUUUUGCGUAUGAAAUAUGGCAUUUGUUUCUAUCACAAGGUGUUGCUUUUGGAUUUGGUAUGGGCUUCCUCUUCGUAGGUAGUGUUGGAGUUGUCCCACAAUGGUUCUCGAGGCGCCGAUCUUUAGCCAACGGUAUUGCAACAGCUGGAAGCGGAAUUGGAGGGUUGAUAUAUUCCUUGGGAACAAACGCAAUGAUACAGUCUAUUGGUCUAGGUUGGGCUUUUCGAGUAUUGGCUAUCGUGGCUUUUGGAGUAAAUACCAUUUGCACAAUUCUGGUUAGGGAUCGAAACAAAGCUGUUGGAUCUGUUCAAAUAGCUUUUGACGUGCGAUUGUUCAAGAAACCUGAAUUUCUACUUCUUCUUGGCUGGGGAUUCUUCAGUAUGCUUGCGUAUAUUGUUCUUCUCUUCUCCUUGCCAAAUUACGCGAGGAGUAUAGGUCUCUCAGCCAAGCAAGGUUCAGUUAUUGGUGCUCUCCUAAAUCUCGGACAAGGUCUUGGCCGACCGUUCGUCGGGGCUUUCUCUGAUGUCACUGGCCGCAUUAAUAUGGCUGGAACGUGUACCUUCCUGGCAGGAUUCUUCUGUCUCGUCAUCUGGAUCUUUGCCAAAUCUUACGGCGUUCUUAUCUUCUUUGCUCUCAUCGUUGGAACCGUCUCGGGUACAUUUUGGGCUACGAUUGCACCAGUUGGCGCAGAAGUAGUUGGUAUCAAGGUUCUUCCUUCGGCUCUAUCUAUCACUUGGCUAGUCCUCGUAAUCCCUUGUACAUUUUCCGAACCAAUUGGAUUAAAGUUGAGAGCUGCAACUGGAGAUAUAUACCUACACGCACAGAUCUAUGCAGGAUGUAUGUAUAUAGCAGGUGCGAUCUGUAUGUGGGGUGUGAGGGCUUGGAAAAUCAAGGAAUUGGAUAGUUUGAGAGAAGGUGAAAGGGAGAUGAAAAUAAGGGAUAAUGAUGAGGUGAAGAGGGAGAGGAUCAGAGAGUGUGGUGAGGAGAAAGAGGUUGAAGAUGGCGUGGGUGUGCCGGUGAGGAGACAGUUGACGAGAACGGAAAGUGUGAAGAGGGCUACAAAGGGGUUGUGGGUUCUACAGAAAGUGUAG
Messenger RNA from Sclerotinia borealis F-4128, 1671 nucleotides. NCBI's taxonomy places the organism in Eukaryota, Fungi, Ascomycota, Leotiomycetes, Helotiales, Sclerotiniaceae. The record is from the annotation of a GenBank genome assembly.